UCAAAAUUUUGGACAAGUAAUACAAGCUUACAGGAGGUUACUGUAUUUUUAUUAUUCUUUUCAUGAAGUGUCUAAAGAAAUGACAUCUAAGAGUUAUAGAAGAUGUUUUUCAAUUAACGUUGAAUUCAUUUUACCAAUAUAUGCCAUAUAUUUUACCAUAAUAUCUAUAACAAAAUAAAGUCAGUGCACUGGAAUUUCACAUUCAUUUUAAUAAAAACGUUUAACUCUCACAUACUUUACAGCAGAAUGAGAAUCAAGAAUCAAAGGACAGUCAGCAUCUCCAGACAGCAGUGAAUAAGAUGAAUACGAGCUUACAGGAGCAGAAUGGAGGAAAUUCUCCAGAGGUGGAACAAGAGAAUCAAGAAUCAAAGGACAGUCAGCAUCUCCAGACAGCAGGGAAUAAGAUGAAUACAAGCUUACAGGAGCAGAAUGAGAAUCAAGAAUCAAAGGACAGUCAGCAUCUCCAGACAGCAGGGAAUAAGAUGAAUAUGAGCUUACAGGAGCAGAAUGGAGGAAAUUCUCCAGAGGUGGAACAAGAGAAUCAAGAAUCAAAGGACAGUCAGCAUCUCCAGACAGCAGGGAAUAAGAUGAAUACAAGCUUACAGGAGCAGAAUGAGAAUCAAGAAUCAAAGGACAGUCAGCAUCUCCAGACAGCAGGGAAUAAGAUGAAUACGAGCUUACAGGAGCAGAAUGGAGAAAUUUCUCCAGAGGUGGAUCAAGAGAAUCAAGAAUCAAAGGACAGUCAGCAUCUCCAGUCAGCAGUGAAUAAGAUGAAUACGAGCUCACAGGAGGGAAAUAAACGGGGAUCUUCAAGUUAUAUUUUAUUCCCAGAUAUGCAACAGAUGGGAUCCAGUUCCUCUAGUCCAGUGAACUGUUCAAACAUCACGACUAGAGAGACAAACAUGUCGGAUGUGGAUGUUCCCAGCAAAGAGACUCCAGGUCCGGGGUCGGAGAGCUGGAUAUUAAUAUAAAUAUUAAUUGUUGAGAUUUCUCAAUACUCUGCUUAGAUGUAGUUUGUAAACUAGUCUAUUGUUUUGUACCCCACAAAGCAAAUAUACAGUAAGGCAAAAACACAACUACUACUGUCCAGCCAGUUAUUACAGUAUAAACCCCUUUGGUGUGAUACAAAACCCUUCCGCUUUGCAACGGUGUCCUGAUCACCCUCUGUCAGGGUUUAUUGUAUGUUAAAGAAACAAGCGGCUCAAUGUAGACUACGUUAACCCUUACAUAUUUCACUGAGAUAUUGUGAAAUGGCUACGGAUAUUAUUAGCUCUUUGUGAUAUGUAAAUGUUUAAGUGUAUACAUGUGCAAAUAAGUAAUAGCCUCAUUAACAAUUAUUAAACAGGUGAAGGUAUUAAUGCCUAAAAUAUGCAAUGAGUGUAAUGUAAUGACAAAUAAAAAGAAUUAAGAUUAAUCAUCUUAGUUAGAGAUAUAUGUACUGUAUAUAUAAACACAGCUCAUGACAACAUAAAGAAAUAACCCCUAGGAAUAAAUUAAAUUAAGUGUCUGCAACGUAUGUGCUUUACUCUGUGGCGUCCCCUUAUCUAUGUUAUGUAUUGAUAAACUGUAUCUGCUACUUUACCUCUUUUUGGCUGUUAAGUUGAAUACUGAUCAUUACAAAUAAAGAUGUUGUAAAAGUA
Messenger RNA from Triplophysa rosa, 1640 nucleotides. RefSeq lists its product as uncharacterized. Lineage: Eukaryota; Metazoa; Chordata; Actinopteri; Cypriniformes; Nemacheilidae. The transcript has 8 exons. The coding region runs from base 300 to 971 and encodes 223 amino acids. The record is from RefSeq and is a predicted model, not a curated record.